UCGAAUGUGUAACGCAGCUGGUUGAGUGAAGUAGACCCCAACCAGGCGGGAAACAUGCGGCGAUGAGCAGAGGUCGCGACAGGCCAGUGACCUUCGUCUUCGAGGCCCAAGGGAGGUCGUCUGGCCUCAACAAGUCGACCAUCAACGCACACGUUGCUCGACAGGCACAUCAACGGCGGCGGGAAAAGCAAUCCGCUCUGCGGGCAGAGGGACGCAGCGACGACAACGACGAGAAGAGAACAGCACAGCAGCCGUCUCCGACAGGGACUUCUCCCCCCCGCACAGAAGACUAUGACAGCGGUUACGAGAGCGGCAUCCCCUCCCCGGUGGUCCUGGCGGGGAAUUCUGAUCCAUUCUCGUCCAAGGCCAUCGUCGUCACGCCCGAAGUCAACCGCCUCCUGGUCUUCACGCGGGAUUUCAUUCUCCCCGCAGUGCACGUCAACGAGUCCUCGGUCGCGGGCGGCCGAUUGCACAUAGACCGCUUUUGGAGGGACAGUGUCCGAGGGCUCGACGACGGCGGCGUGGCGGGCUACGCCUACCUCGCGCGCGCGGCGGCGAUUCUCGCGAAUCUGACGCCCCGGGAUCGCUCGAGCAUCAUGGCCCUGCAGUACCUCGGCAAAGCGACGAGCAACCUGAGGAAAUCCAUCAUGGACAGACCCGGCGCGCAGGCCGAUGCGUGGGACGUGUAUGCGCUCUUUUGCGCCGAGAUAGCGGCGGGCAACCUGGAGGCUGCGGCCGUGCAUGGGACGAUGCUGAGGCGACUCCUCCAGCCCGUCGGGAGGACCGUGCACGCCGAGCGACGGCUCUUGAUGGUGGUCUUGCAGCAGGACAUCACACGGGCGUGCCUCUCCCUGACGCGGCCGUCGUUCGACCUGUACCGGUGGGCCGAGGAGAACCUCCCGGCCCGGAUCACCGACGACCUGAACAAGGACGGCAACGAGGACCACCCUUCGGCAUUCCCCUUCUCGUCGGCAGACCUGUCUCCCUCGUUGUCCCCCGCCCUGCGCUCCGUCUUUCUCGGCGUGCGCGAGUGGCUCGACGCCCUGGGCAUCGUCAUGCUCAACCGCAACCUGUUGAACCUCGCACUGCUGAUCAACGGGGCCAUGAAGAUCAUGGUGCUCGAGGGCCACCUGCUCAACCACCAUCUCGACCGCAUGCACGAAUGGGAACUCGCCAGGUCCUCCUCCGCCGCCGCCGCCGCCGCCGCCACGGCGCUGGCCGAGGCCUGCAUGAGCCUGGCCGCGCUGUACUGGGUGCGCCGGGCCGCGCACGAGAGGAUGGACGCGGGCUCGAAGCUCGAGGAAGCCGGCUCGUGGGCCUUUGACAUGAGCCGCGCCGUCGCGACCGCGCUGCGCGACCUCGACGCCCGGAUCCUCCAGCUGGAAACGUCGCCCUUCCGCCCCCCGGCCGAGACGCAGGUGCGGUCGGCCCAAGACAGGCUCUGGUGUUUGUACGUGGGGACCAUGGCCGAGUGCAAUGUCCGCGUGCAGAGGCAGGGGCCGCAGGGGCAGGGCCAGGUCUCCUCGCCGCCCGCGCCCGAGCACGGCGGCUGUGAUUCCGAGGACUGUUGUUACCACGGGCCGCGCCUCGUCCAGCUCGCGACUGCCGAGAUGCGUCUGUCCGCGUGGCCCGAGAUCGAGCGCGUGCUGCAGCGCUACUUGUACAUUGACAUGAUCAGCCUGAAGACGAAAAGAUGGUUCGCGAAUCAAACGUCACGGCCGCCAGGCUUGUUGCUUUCUUGA
This is a messenger RNA of Cladophialophora immunda, 1742 nucleotides long. RefSeq lists its product as uncharacterized. The transcript has a single exon. Lineage: Eukaryota; Fungi; Ascomycota; Eurotiomycetes; Chaetothyriales; Herpotrichiellaceae. The record is from RefSeq and is a predicted model, not a curated record. Bases 63 to 1742 code for a protein of 559 amino acids.